This is a messenger RNA of Pelodiscus sinensis (Chinese soft-shelled turtle), 3147 nucleotides long. Lineage: Eukaryota; Metazoa; Chordata; Testudines; Trionychidae. The record is from RefSeq and is a predicted model, not a curated record.
GUUAUUUUUGCUGUUGUAGGCCUAUGAGAUGAAAAUGAAAAGAGCUAUCAAUCCAUCCUCAACCUUUUUAUCCACUACCCUACAUGGUUUGGAUAAAGCCCUGCAUGGUGGAGUGGCCUGUGGAUCCCUCACAGAGGUAACUGGCCCACCAGGUUGUGGAAAAACUCAGUUUUGUCUUAUGAUGAGUGUACUGGCUACACUGCCUAUCAGCAUGGGAGGACUACAUGGGGCUGUCAUAUACAUUGACACAGAGUCUGCAUUCGGUGCUGAAAGGUUGGUUGAGAUAGCAGGACACCGUUUCCCUAAUUAUUUUGUCACAGAAGAAAAAUUGUUUUCAAUGACCCGUAGCAUUCAUCUCUAUCCGGAACUCACCUGUGACUGUGUGCUAAAAAGGAUUGAGACUUUGGAAGAAGAAAUCAUUUCUAAGAAGGUUAAGCUUGUAAUAAUUGAUUCUAUUGCUUCAGUGGUCAGAAAGGAAUUUGAUAUGAAACUUCAAGGCAACUUGUUGGAGAGAAGUAACUUCCUGGCCAGAGGAGCGUCCUUGUUGAAGUACUUGGCUGAGGAAUUUUCAAUACCAACUCAGAUUCCUGGGCUGCAGCACUUGUGUUUACUGAUAGUGUUUCCUCAACAGGUCUGGGUUAUCUUGACAAAUCAGAUUACCACACGGCUGAACAAUGGCCUUGAUGUCCAGGCAAACAUAGUGUCUCCAGCUGAUGACUUGUGCCUGUUUGAAGUUUCAGGAGCCAGUGGGAGCAAGGACCAGGAACUUGGCUAUGUGACAGCCGCAUUGGGGAACACAUGGAGUCACAGUGUCAACACAAGGCUCAUAUUACAGUAUCAUGACUUGCACACAAAACAGGUCCUGGUUGCUAAAUCUCCUGUUGCUCCAUUCGCAGCUUUCUUCUACACCAUUGAAAAUUCUGGUCUUGUUCUUCAAGGCAGAAAUAUCCAUUGUGAACAGAUGGGCGUGCUCCUGGGGAUGCUCUGAAUGAGCUGCACAGGUCACCAGUGGUUUUUGUUUGCCUUGUUGCAACCUACAAUUAAGUGUAAUUCAGAACAAACUAUCAAUUUGCAUAUUGCCUCACAAAAUGUAACAGAGUUCAGGCUUGCUGGUUCAAAUAUAGUCCUGUUUGUGUGUUUAAGAUUAUUCCUCGCGGUUUCCAUAGUGCAUUAAUAUUUCAGCUUUAAAUACAAUCUCUUCCACGGGCUUCUGCCAUGUAAUAUACUUGCUUGUUUUGGGGAGAGGAAUAUCUUUAGGUUGUCAGGGGGAGAAGCUGCUGGGCGAUGCAUAUGUAAAUACCCUCAGUGCUUCACUACCUUUAUUAGCAGCAAACAGAAAGAAGAGUACACAAGAGCAUUCCAUAAUUUGCAGUGUCUACAGAAUUCCAUCGGUGGAGAAGUUUCAUCACUCAUUCCAGUAUCCUGCACAUUACGAUUUUGUAAGUCUUUCUUAAAAGAAGCCUGCUUGUGAUGGCUUUACAAUUUAUAGGUCUGUCAAUAGUGAAGCUAAUGCAAAUCCCACACCAUCUAAAGUCUUCCCCUUGGGUCCUGGUUCUAGAUGUGGGGAAGAAACCAUGAAUUUUCCUCCUUCUCUAGUACCCCAGUGCUCAAUGGGAACAGAUUACUGCAUAAUGAGAUUUUCCCCUCCAUUUCUGAUCCUGCUGCUAGGAGUUGGUUGGAUCCUGAGGAAGAAGAAUUCAGCAACAUGAUGGCUCAUAUGAACAAAUUAUAUCUUUCUUCUGUCAUUUGGUUGAAUUCGCAAGGAAACUGAGUUGGUAGACAGGUUUCAUUUUCACUUGGUUGUAUCUGUCAGUUAUUGCUUCCAAGUUGUAUGUGUAGCCUAGUACUUGUGGGACUUUUGUUUUCCUAAGCUGUCAGACAGUAGAGAUGGGGUUGAAAUCAAUUGGUCCUUCCAACUUUUAUCUUAUAACACUGUCCAAGAGGAAACUAUUGUAAACACAAGCUCCUUGGUUCGGUGGUUGUGUGUGUGUGUGUGUGUGUGUGUGUGUGUUUGACUUUGCUGCUGUGAGUUUUACAGCACCAGUCUUAGUGUGCUGUACAGAUAAAUAUGGACUAAUCAGUAAGAGAAGUUUCUGAACUGUCUGCCCUUUCAAUAGUAAUUUGAGUCAUAGCAUGAAUUUAAUGCCUGAUCAUCUGUCUGACCUCCUGAAUAUCAGAGGCCAUUACCUCCAUCUAUACCCACACACUAAACCCAACAACCAAAAUUAGACUAAAGUUAUAUAGCCCUCAAAAGACUAGACUAUUAUGCGCCGCAGCUAGUCAUCAGUUUUCUGAAAACAUUGAGCACUUCAGUCUGAUUCUGUGGGUCCCAUAUAGUAAGGGGUUAACACUGGAAGAUCUGAAGGUUUGGUUGCCCAUCCCAUUUUAUCAAAACCAGUCAAAUCUACAAAAUUAUUACGAUAGCAAAGAUCGCCCCUACUCUAAGGGACUUAAAUCACUUAAACAAGCUUUCUUGUGAGCUUUCCACUUCUACUUGGGCUGGAAUUACACUGAACACAACUUGUGUCAUGUUAUUUGUCAUUUCCCAACUACGGGAAACAGUUUCUGAAGUCCAGAGGCAGCACAAAUAUGAAAAAUCGUAAGGAAAAAAAUAAUUUGAACAUUCUUACACAUGCACAAAAGUCCAGAGUUCAGGUUUUGGAGGAGUGUUAUCCGAACACACUUAUCUAUUCCUAAUUACCUACCAGGGAUUUAUUCACACAGCCAUAUUGCCAGCAUACAAAGUACGAGACACAUACCAUAUACAGCAACGGCACACAUGGAUAGAUAUGCCAACCAUCAGGUACACCAAAAUAUUCAGGCAUGUACGUUACCAGACUUCCAAGUAAUGGAACACCAACCCCCUAUGUGUAGAGAAAAGGUCAGGCCAAGCAUCAGGCUAGUUUCUGCCAGGAGAGUAACAUGUUUGACCUCAGUGGCAACAUGGGGGAAGCGUAUGAGUCACAUGCCUUUUCAGGACUUGCCAGUCCCAUUCAGUCACACGGUGCAGCCGGGUCCCCUCCCCUGCAUGCCUGCACCUUGUGGGAAGGGGUAGGAGUAAUAGCUCAGAACUGCAGGGAGGGGCCCCUGCUUUCUGGAAGAGAGCCUGAGGGCAAGUGGGGAAGCCCUAUCUGGGGGAAAGCCAUG